Messenger RNA from Peromyscus californicus insignis, 8803 nucleotides. It is a transcript of the gene Mdga1, whose product is annotated as MAM domain containing glycosylphosphatidylinositol anchor 1. The record is from RefSeq and is a predicted model, not a curated record. Gene Ontology annotation, molecular function: axon guidance receptor activity; protein binding. Lineage: Eukaryota; Metazoa; Chordata; Mammalia; Rodentia; Cricetidae. The transcript has 17 exons. Gene Ontology annotation, biological process: homophilic cell-cell adhesion; synapse organization. The coding region runs from base 123 to 4172 and encodes 1349 amino acids. Gene Ontology annotation, cellular component: neuronal cell body; axon; plasma membrane.
UUGGACAGAGGCUGGGCCGGGCGAGCUGGGCUGCCUUUAAUUGGCUCCUUUUUUUAACUGGAGGGGAAUCAAACAGGAGAGCGAGCGACAAAGGGUGGGAGAGCGAGAGACCGAUCGCGGAGAUGGGAGGAGGGAGAGAGGGAGGAGGGAGAGAGGGAGGCGGGGUGGUGGUGGUGGUGGGGAGGAGGAGGUGGAGGAAGCGCGGAAUGAAAAGCUCGGAGGGACCAGAAAGCAGCACAGCGAAGCCCAAGUUGCCGAGCGAGCGGAGCGCUCUCGCGGCCCCGGAGCCCGAGUGGCCGCCGUGCCCGGGAGCCCGGCCCGGCCCCGCCCGCUUGGGCCCCCUCGGGCCCAGGCCCCCGGGAGGGGGGCGGGGACGCCCAACUUGGGGCGCGGCGCAGCCCCGCUCUCCCGAGAUCGCAGAGCCCGGGAGCGCCACGGCCGCAGCCAGACGGCGGGAGCGGAGCACGGAGACAGGAGGCGGCCGGCGGCUCCCGAGCUGCUGCCCCGGCCUCGGCAAGAGCGCGAAUUAUUUUCAAAGGACUCAAACUUUCCUCCUUCCCCUGCUGGCUGCGGUCCCUCUUGCUUUGGAAUCGUUCUCCGGAUUCCCGCGGGGGCGCCGGGACGCGAUCGCCUCCCUCGGAUUCCUCGGCGGCGGCUCAGCCAACUUCGUGGACCCGGGGACCCGGAGUGCUCGCCCCGGGGCCGAAUCCGGUCCUCGCUGCUCCCGCUCUCGACAAGACCGGGACCCCGGGCGCCCCAGCCUCCGGAAAGGGCGCCUAGCCCCGCUCCCGUGGGUCUGGCUGCCGAGCCCUCCGCACCCACUGCAGGACUGGAGCCAGCGGGUUAACCUCCCGGCCUGGCUCCACCGAGGGGCGUCCCCUGGGCGGGGAACGACAAGUUUGUCAGGCAUCGGUGGCCUGUUGGAUCCGAGCGCGGCCGCCGCAGCAGAGAGGUCCCCCGCGCUCAGCACCCUCGGCAGACAGCCCUGGGGACCCGGGGCUGCUAGGUGGCCGAGCUUUCAGGACCAGGGAGCUGGCUGCUGCGCCCGGUGCGCAGAGGCACCAGGGUCUGGGCCAGCGCCCCCAGCGUCCCCACCCGGGCAGCCGCCCUGUGGGAAGAGGACAGAGCCCAGUUGCCUCCUGCUCAGACUCCUGCUCUCGGUCGCUGCGCUCUCUGUCGCGUCUCAGGGAAAAGGAGGGAAGGCAGAGGGCAUCGCGGUGCCCCGGCGGAUGCGCCCCCCCGCCGCCUUUCAGGCUGCGCCGCCUCGCGGGGAUGAAGCACUGGCCGUGAAGAUGGAGGUGACCUGCCUUCUACUUCUGGCGCUGAUCCCCUUCCAGUGUCGGGGACAAGGAGUCUACGCCCCAGCCCAGGCCCAGAUCGUGCACGCAGGGCAGGCCUGUGUGGUGAAGGAGGAUAACAUCAGUGAGCGGGUCUACACCAUCCGGGAGAGCGACACCCUGGUGCUGCAGUGCCUAGUCACCGGGCACCCCCGGCCCCAGGUGCGGUGGACCAAGACUGCUGGCAGCGCCUCUGACAAGUUCCAGGAGACGUCCGUGUUCAACGAGACGCUGCGGAUCGAGCGCAUUGCCCGCACGCAGGGCGGCCGCUACUACUGCAAGGCGGAGAACGGGGUGGGAGUGCCGGCCAUCAAGUCCAUCCGCGUGGAUGUGCAGUACUUGGAUGAGCCCGUGCUGACGGUACACCAGACAGUGAGCGACGUCCGAGGCAACUUCUACCAGGAGAAGACGGUGUUCCUACGCUGCACCGUCAGCUCCAACCCACCCGCCCGCUUCAUCUGGAAGAGGGGCUCCGACACCCUCUCCCACAGCCAGGACAAUGGGGUUGACAUCUACGAGCCUCUCUACACCCAGGGGGAAACAAAGGUCUUGAAGCUGAAGAACCUGCGGCCCCAAGACUACGCCAGCUACACCUGCCAGGUGUCCGUGCGUAACGUGUGUGGCAUCCCCGAUAAGGCCAUCACCUUCCGGCUCACCAACACCACAGCACCGCCAGCCUUGAAGCUGUCUGUGAACGAAACUCUGGUGGUGAACCCCGGGGAGAACGUGACAGUGCGGUGUCUACUGACGGGCGGCGACCCUCUGCCCCAGCUGCACUGGUCCCACGGACCCGGCCCGCUGCCCCUGGGUGCUCUGGCUCAGGGUGGGACCCUCAGCAUCCCUUCGGUGCAGGCCCGGGACUCUGGCUACUACAACUGUACAGCCACCAACAACGUAGGCAACCCAGCCAAGAAGACGGUCAACCUGCUGGUGCGAUCCUUGAAGAAUGCCACAUUCCAGAUCACCCCCGACGUGAUCAAAGAGAGCGAGAACAUUCAACUCGGCCAGGACCUGAAGCUUUCAUGCCACGUGGAUGCGGUGCCCCAGGAGAAGGUGGCCUACCAGUGGUUCAAAAACGGAAAGCCGGCACGCAUGUCCAAGCGGCUGUUGGUGACCCGCAAUGACCCUGAGCUGCCCGCCGUCACCAGCAGCCUGGAGCUCAUCGACCUGCACUUCAGUGACUAUGGCACUUAUUUGUGCUUGGCUUCUUUCCCGGGAUCACCGGUGCCUGACCUCAGCGUUGAGGUCAACAUCUCCUCCGAGACAGUGCCGCCCACCAUCAGUGUGCCCAAGGGCCGCUCCGUGGUGACGGUGCGCGAGGGCUCUCCUGCCGAGCUCCAGUGUGAAGUGCGCGGCAAGCCCCGGCCGCCGGUGCUGUGGUCUCGCGUGGACAAGGAGGCCGCCCUGCUGCCCUCAGGGCUGGCCCUGGAAGAGACUCCGGAUGGGAAGCUGCGGCUGGAGCGCGUGAGCCGCGACAUGAGCGGCACCUACCGCUGCCAGACGGCUCGCUACAAUGGCUUCAACGUACGAUCCCGGGAGGCUCAGGUGCAGCUGACGGUGCACUUCCCGCCAGAGGUGGAGCCCAGUUCCCAGGACGUGCGCCAGGCGCUGGGCCGGCCGGUGCUCCUGCGCUGCUCGCUCCUGCGCGGCAGCCCCCAGCGCAUCGCCUCGGCCGUGUGGCGCUUCAAAGGACAGCUGCUGCCCCCGCCGCCUGUCGUCCCCGCCGCCGCCGCCGCCGCCGCCGAGGCCACCGAUCACGCCGAGCUGCGCCUGGACGCCCUGACCCGUGACAGCAGCGGCAGCUACGAGUGCAGCGUCUCCAACGACGUGGGCUCAGCUACCUGCCUCUUCCAGGUCUCCGCCAAAGCCUACAGCCCGGAGUUUUACUUCGACACCCCCAACCCCACCCGCAGCCACAAGCUGUCCAAGAACUACUCCUAUGUGCUACAGUGGACGCAGAGGGAGCCGGACGCCGUGGACCCCGUGCUCAACUACAGACUCAGCAUCCGCCAGUUGAACCAGCACAAUGCCAUGGUCAAGGCCAUCCCUGUGCGGCGUGUGGAGAAGGGGCAGCUGCUGGAGUACAUCCUGACUGACCUUCGUGUGCCCCACAGCUAUGAGAUCCGCCUCACACCCUACACCACCUUUGGGGCUGGAGACAUGGCGUCCCGAAUCAUCCACUACACAGAGCCCAUCAACUCGCCCAACCUAUCAGACAACACCUGUCACUUCGAGGAUGAGAAGAUCUGUGGUUACACCCAGGAUCUGACAGACAACUUUGACUGGACUCGGCAGAAUGCUCUUACCCAGAAUCCCAAGCGUUCUCCUAAUACUGGCCCCCCUACUGAUAUCAGUGGCACCCCUGAAGGCUAUUACAUGUUCAUUGAGACGUCCAGGCCCCGGGAGCUGGGGGACCGUGCCCGGUUGGUGAGUCCCCUGUACAAUGCCAGCGCCAAGUUCUACUGCGUCUCUUUCUUCUACCACAUGUAUGGGAAACACAUCGGUUCCCUCAACCUUCUGGUGCGGUCCAGGAACAAAGGCACACUAGAUACACACGCCUGGUCCCUCAGUGGCAAUAAGGGCAAUGUGUGGCAGCAGGCCCAUGUGCCCAUCAACCCCAGUGGGCCCUUCCAGAUUAUUUUUGAGGGGGUUCGAGGCUCGGGCUACCUGGGGGAUAUUGCCAUAGAUGAUGUCACACUGAAGAAGGGAGAAUGUCCCCGGAGGCAGAUGGAUCCCAACAAAGUGGUGGUGAUGCCCGGCAGCGGAGCCCCCAGCCUGUCCAGCCGGCAGCUCUGGGGAUCCAUGGCCAUCUUCCUCUUGGCCUUGCAGAGAUGAUGAGAGCUGUGUGGCCCCCUACCCCACCCCGCCCCCGGAACACCAAAGUGUCCACAUCGUACCAAAGACUGACCCCCUGCCAGCCGGGGUGCCCAGGGGCGGGGCCGGCCCGCCAGGGAGGGGGCCUUCAUUGGCUGCAAGGAUGAACGGAGAACACGGACAGAGGCCAGGCCAGGCUCUGAUGGUUGUUCAACACACGCACACACACACACUCACACACACACACACUCACACACACAGAUCUAUUAAAGCACAAGUUUCUAUCCGACCUGCCAGCACCUUCUUUACUCUGGAGACAAGGGACGGACCUGGACGGCGUCUGACACCUCCGAGGACCUUGGUGCGACGCUGGCCUCGUCUGGACUGCACUGCACUGUUUCUGACCUUGCCCUGUCCCCUGACUGACUCAAGGUCGAACUCCAGCCCAGAGGCUUGCCAGAAGGGAGCCGGAUGUGGGCACACACAUCAGACUUGUGCUGCUCGGAUGGAGGUCGCAGGGGUCAGAGGCAGGCCAGGUGGGACCUCUCUGAGAAAGGAAGGGGCACCUGCUGCAUGCAGGCAACUGUCCCCAGAGUGUGGAGACAGGCUGGAUGGUUGAGGUACCAGUCAACUCAGAUCAACCUGUCCCUGAGAUGUCACACUCCCCUCCCCACUGUGCCCACUUGGAAGGGACCCAGCACAGGACUUAGGGUAUGUGCAGUGUGAGGACUGCACCUCCCAUCCUGCCCCACUCCAGAGAGUCCCAGCUUGGGACUUCUGGAGAAACUGGUGGUGUGAGGAGUGUCCACGCCAUGCUCCCUGGUAGGGCUUGGCUUUGAGAGGAUCACAGAGUCUUCCCCUCCCCUCCUGCCUCUGUGAUUCCAUGUUCCCACAGAGAACCAUGAACUCAUGAGUGGAGUGGACCCCCUGUUUCUUAGGUAUUUAGUCUGACAGGGAGUUCUGGAAGGAGGGGGCCAUGGAGGAUAGGACACUGUCUAGUCAGCUCUGGAGCUCUGGGGUGAUGGAUGGAGAUGGCUGUGUCUUCUUAUUCCCUGGGAGCUGGGAAGAGCUUUGUCCUUGGAGCUUGAAAUUGAUGGGAUAGGAUCUAGAAUUUUCCUCUUUGUUCCUCUUUACCCCCUGCCCAGCUUCCAUGGGAGAGCAGAAUCCUAGCCCCUUCUUGAAUGAGUCUAUAUACGCGCGUGUGAUGUGUCUGUGUAUCAGUGUCCACGUGUGUCUGUGUGUCUCUGAGUGUGUAAGAGUGUGUGUGCCCAUCUGUGUCCGUGUGCCGCUGUGCACAUCCCUGGACGGGAGUGUACAGGAGUAUGAGGUUGAGCAUAAUAAGCCCAGUCCCCUCGGGUGACUGUCAGUGUGCAUUUUCACCUUAGUGACAUGGUACGUUUGUGGGGUGCUGGCCUUAUUUACAGUCUUAGACUGCCUGCUGCAGCCUAAAUCUUUCCUCUCCUGUGGAUGACAAAGAACUUAGAGAUGACCCUAGUGAAGGCUAGCCCCUUGGCCGGGGGUGCGGUACAGGGCUCUCCCCUGUGAAUUUUGGGGGGACAGCCGCAGAGAAGAGGCUGGGACCCCAGCAGCACCACAGCACCAGGAGGUACCGUGAGGAUCAGGAUCCUUGCUGCCCAGCCCCCAACUCCACCUGGCCUACGUCAUCAUCGUCAUCAUCCUCCUCCUCAUUAUCACGGGCUGCUGGGUAGUCAGGCCAGGCUACAGCGGGACCUUCUGGUACCCAACCAGCGUGGCUGCCUUCCUGGCCCUUUGGAGGCCUCUGUCUGAAGUGAGUUUCUCUGGUCUCCAGGACACGCUUCCGUGGCAUCUGCAGGUAUUGCUCCUUAACUGUCCCAUCUGUGAGGAGUCUGUUGCCCCAGCUAGACUGCGAGCCCCUCCCCCUGUGAGCCCCUCCUAAAUUCUUGCUGGUGUAAGGGAGACUAAGGUGGGAACCAGGUGGAACGGAUUCCAUAAGCCAACGGUCCCUGGCCCUGAACCGACUAUAGAACCGACUCUCCAGGGGUCUUUUAAAAGUACCAAGGCAGCCGGGCGGUGGUGGCGCACGCCUUUAAUCCCAGCACUCGGGAGGCAGAGCCAGGCGGAUCUCUGUGAGUUCAAGGCCAGCCUGGGCUACCAAGUGAGUUCCAGGAAAAGGCACAAAGCUACACAGAGAAACCCUGUCUCGAAAAACCAAAAAAAAAAAAAAAGUACCAAUGCUUGGGCCUCAGCCCGGGGGUGAGGGUGAGAUUUAAUGGUGUGGGAAUGCAGCCUGGCAGUAGAAACACUGAGAAGUCUCUUAGGACUCCCCAAGAGGGGAAGCUCGCAUCCUCUCAACUCCAGGGCCCCUGGGCCAGUGCCAUGCUGGAGAAAGAGCUCCACUUCUUCCUCCUUAGGGUUCCCACCCCACCCUAAACCUGCUCCCCCACAUCUGUCCAUUGUCCUGACUGUUCUGUUAUGGUAACUCUGUAUCUCAGAGCCAGACACAGGAAAGGUUCACAGUAUGCAUUGGUCCCAUCCAUAUUCCAGAAUCUUCCCUGUGGUGAGAGCAGCCAUGCCUGAGGAGGUGUGGCCUGAGAUCACAAAGCCUGUCUGCUAAGAAGCCUACCCUUGUGUGUGAGUGUGUAAGGCUGGGGUGUGCACGUCUAUGUGAGGCCGUGGUGUGCAGGAGCUGUGAUGUCAAUGUGCGUGUGUACUGGAAGCACUUAGAUGUGUGUAGGGCUGAGAACCUAAUUAUAGCUGUAGGGUAGGAACUGUGUGCACACGGAUGCCUGUGAUUCAGCAUUCCUGUAUGUAUCCCUUGUGGGUCAGUGUUGGGACAGGUGACCUGUGAACACCCCAGUCCCGGGAGACCAGGCUGACGGGAUCUAGCGUAUCUCUUCAGUGGCAGCCUCACCCUCUGUGUUGAGGGAACUGAGGAAAAUUGUGGCCUUAAAACAGGGAUCCCAGAGCCAACUCUCAGGGUUCUGGGGCCCUUUUACCCCUGGCCCCUGCAGGUUAGUGUCUGGGGGGGAGAAAGGGAUUCUUGGGACCAGGUACUGAAUAGCAACCGCAGUCUCAGCUUGACUGUGCUGCUGCUGGGACCGCAGGGAAGCUCCCGGGGUUGCGUCAUUCAUCUGAAAAGCAAGCCUGCUCCUCCUGGCACAUUCCUCCCAUCACCCCCCUCCCCUUUCCCAGUCACUGUCUUUCUCCUGUUCUGUGGAAGUACCUGUUCAGGCUAGCAGAGCCAGGAUGAGUCUUAGACAUGCCGGCCUCUCAUGGCGCAGAUGCAGAAGCUGGAACGGAGAGGGGCGGGGCCGGUUCAAGCCUUGGAAGUCUAGCUACAGCCCUGGGGGCACCGUGCCAUGGCCGCUGCUCCUGGGAACCGCUCACCUGACUGAAUAGCCACAGGCGGCUGAGCGGAACUGACCCUUCUCGGGGCGCCAUCGAUGCUGCUGGGCCUGUCACACACGUGACAGGUGUCACGAGGAUUUUUUUGAGAGAGAAACCGUCUCCCUGUCCUAUUCUGGCCUCUUCUCCCAGGCCACAGUCACUCCAAGCCCGUGGACAGCACGCUGCCAUUCUCUGUCAACACUGGUGGCUGCAGCCACUGCUCCUCCUCCAGGCUCCAGACAGAGGAGACUUUGUUUCCCCACUGCUGUCUGCACAGGAGGCUGGGCUGGGAACCAAGGCUAGCAGAUGCUGGUGUCCUCAUCCUCCUGACAUCCUCCCCAGGACCAGAAAGGCUGCAGAGGACGUGCAGUGUCCUUGGGUUUUCCUCUGCAUGGACAGCUCCAUGGGGCUGGUGGGGGGUGGGGAGGGGGUGCCCAGGGAAUGUCCUAGGAGUGUGAUGAGUGAACCUGUGCUUGAGAGUUCCCACAGGCCAUUGGCUGAGCUCAGAUUCUGGCUGCCUUCUGUUCUGUCAGUGCUGUGUGUGUGCAUGUGUGCGUGUGUGUGUGUGUGUGUGUGUGUGUGUGUGUGGUGUGUAUGGGCAGAAGGACCACUCUUUUCUGGAGACCUCUUGACCCUUAGCACUGGAAGGGACCUUAGAGGCAUCUAACCCGGUGUGCCCAUUGUACAGGUGAGAAAGCUGAGGUUCAGAGAGAAGGCACCACCUGCCUAUCCCCAUCCCUCUCCCUUCCAUGUGUGGCCAGCCUUCAUUGCCCAGGGGCCCUGUUAGAAAUGCUCUCCCUCCUAGCACCUUCUUGCUCUCCAUCCAGACACCCCCAUUCCCCACCCCCAUCUCAGCCCAGUUGGACAGGAGGGGGACGGCUCCAGGGCAUCCCCAAGCACCACCACUCCCUGCCCCAGGGCAGCCUGCUCAUCAAGUCCUUAUCCCCAGCCCAUAAGGGACAGGAAAGAGGGGACUGUUCCAGCCCUGGGGCCUCAUAGAUGGGAGGAAAGCCAACCCCUCCCUAUAUGCCCGGGCCCAUAUGUCUGCCCCGCCUACCCUGCUACUGAGGUAAAAGCACAACAGGAGACCCCCACUCACGGGUGACAUGCCUUGGGGUCGUCUUGGGUCUCACGACCUUGCCUCACCCCUUCGCCUUGUUCUCUGUCUCCACCCAGCCUCUGUUCCCCCCAUUGCCCACCUUUCUCUCUCCCAUGAACCCCAAAAUGUAACCUCUAGCUGCGGCCGCGGUUGUUUCAAUCAAUAAAGAUGCAGUGUUCUAGAA